CACACAAGCAUACAAAAAUCAUCUUUGCUUAUUUUUUUUGUAGACUACCUGUACUAUACUGUACGUACUAGUAGGCUAUAUUAGCUAUAGUUUAUUAACUAGCUAGCCAUAGAGAGCAUGUCUGCACCCAACCAUGGACACGGUCGUACACCACCAGGGAGCAACGAGUCAGAAGCCUCAGCUGGUGCUAGUGAGUUUGAGAAGCGACGGCGUGCCUUCGAGAGAGAGCCUACCAACAUACAACUCCUCACAUCACCAGGCAUGACCUUUGGUAUGUCAUCAUCAUCACAGAGGGUGCCGGGUCAAGAACAACCCAGGAGGUCACAAAGAGUGGAGGAGGUCUCCACUAGUUCGGACCUUGCUAUUGGGGAGGAGACUGGUCAAAAGGAGCACGUGUUUCACGCUCCCCAACAACACAGUCGACCAAUCAGAACGUCCUCACAGCCACGACUUACCCCACCCCCACUCCAGCAGCCGGCUGAACGUGAUGGUCCUGUCCUAUCUCAACAGAUUGCUGUACUAAGAGAACAGAAUGAACAACUACAACAACAGCUUAGAGACAGAGAGGUUGAGAAAGACAGACUCUCUAAACAACUCGAGGCUAAAGACAGAACGAGAUCAAACUACUCACCUAUAGGUUUGCCCUCACGUGUUCUGGAUGGACGCAAAGUUCUACGAGAUAGUCUCCCGCCAUCGACCACACCACCUCCCCGCCCACUCACACCUCUUUCUCCGCUCUCACCAUCGCCACGGUUACCCGCCAGCCCUCAACCGUACGGGUCAGAGGUCAGAGGUGACCUUUUUCAGUUGAACGAGCUUCGAAAAAUCAACCGACAAUUGGAGCAACGUCUUAUCGAAGUGGUGGAGGAAAAAAGACGACUAGAAGUUGAACUGCAACGGCACAGGGACACUCUAGAAAAGGUUCAAGAGCGAGAACAAGACCUGACCCAGGAUAUAGAGACUCUACGCACUGAGAACUCCCAUCACAGUGGGGCCAUCUCCAAACUACAAGUGGAGAGGGACAGUCUGAAGACAUCUAGCGUACUGUUCAGAUCAGAGCUAGGAGUGCUGACUAAUAAACUGACCAAGACUGAGAAAUGCUAUGCAGAAGUAGAGCAGGAGAAUCUAGUACUGCAGGAGGACAUCAAACAGCUGUGUAUUGACAAGGAUCAGCUGAGCUCAGAGUUACGGAAGCUCCACUCGACAGUCGAAGAUGCCCUCAAAACGAAGGAGAAUUAUCGCUCCACCAUACGUCAGCUGAGGGAGCAGAACGUCACGUUGGAAGGACAACUGAACACUCCCGAGAAUGCACAGAAACCAGGUGGAGCUGUCAAGGUUCAAAGUGCACCUGUAACUAAGGGUCAGCAGACACUCAGCGAGGUCAUGACCCUACGUGAAGAGAAGACACAAUUGAAGGGACGACUGACCGAUGCUCAGCACGAGAUUGACAGUCUCGAGGCCACUCUGAAGGAACAAGAGUCACAGGGCGUGGGCACACUCAUAGCUCACUUAGAGGGAUUCCAGGAUCAGGUUCAGUCGAUAUCAGCUGACCUCCGACUGACCCAGGACACUAUAGCUGUGCUGUCCACAGAACAACACUCUAUGAUUCACGAGUCAUUCUCAAUACUCGCUGAAAAAUGUCGCGAGGAAAUCCAACGAGUUGCCGAUAGCAACGGCCAACUAACCAACGCACUAGCCAAUGCUGAAACCUCAUUGGCUGCUUUGCAAGACAACUACGAUAAAUUACGCCAGAAAAAUGAACAAUUGGUGUCCCAGAAAUCGAACGUAAGCUCUGAAGUCUCCAAACUACGGUCUGAAAUUAGCACUCUUCAAGAUCAGAAAAAGAUGCUCGAAAUUCAGUUGGUGCAAACCAACACGCUGACUCAGCAAAAAGACGAACAGCUGCAAGAUUUGACGGAGGAAAAGACAAAAAUCGAAGAAAAACUCAAUGAAAACGAGCGAAAGUGGAAAAACGAGUUUGGGCGGCUUGAAAUGGAAUGGGAGGGACGGGUUGCCAUGGCGACACAAGCUCACGAACUUUUGCUUGAUUCUAAAGAAGUUUUAGAAGCUGAGAAAAAUGACAUCGAAGGAAAACUAACCCAAGUUGAAUUUGAGAAUACACAGUUGGUGUUAGUUCAAAAAGAACUAGAAGGAAGUGUGUCACAACUUGAGUCAGAGCUCGGAGGGUUAAACGAGAAAUAUUCAGUGAAAAAAGGGUUAAUCUCUACUGCCCAGAAGGACAUUGCUCGAUUACUGGCAGAGAAAGCUUUGCUAAAAGCUGAAGCCAAAAUCCACUCUAAAAUAUUGCAAGAAAAACUAUCGCAAGUUGAAGCCGAAAAACAACGUGAAGUUGAUGCGGUGCAAAGUACAAGCGAAGAAUUGAACCAAUCACUAUGGAAACUCGAACAAGAACGCAUCGCUGUACAUGCUACGCUGGCUAAAGUAGUACAAAAAGAAGGUGAAAUUGAUCAGCUAACAACAAAAGUGGCCACUCUUGGAAACGAAAAACAACAGAUUGAAAAUGAAAUGCAACUUUUAUCCGAGAAACAUUGUCAAGCUCAACAAGAUAUCCAAUUAUUGGUCGACAACGAGGAAAGCCGUCAACUUGACAACGAAAAAUUGAAAAUGACGCUUAUGACUGAAAUUGAACUCUUGAAAAGCAAACUUAAAACUCUCGAAGAAAUCCGCACGCCAGAAGGUAGUAAAGACAAGGUCAAUAGUGCAUUUCAGCUCGUCCCUCAAAACAGGCAGACGGAUCAAUUGCUCAAACAGAUAUCUGCUUUACAACAAGAAAACAAGGAGAAGCGCAGAGUCAGCAAUAGUGAGUCACUGAGCUCUAGACUGGCUCUUGUGGAGAUGCAGUCCAGACUGUCUGGGUUGGAGGGAGAGAAUAAGAAACUGCAAGAGUCUACCAAUGAGGCGGCCAGGAGUGGUCAGCAAUCACUGGAGGUGAUGACAGCACUGCGUAAGCAAGUGAGUGAGUUGGGGAGGAAAGGCUUCUAUCUCGAGAGUGAGAAGAAACAGCUACUGGAUAAACUCAGGACAGUGCAAGCUAAUCUGAAGGUUGCCAGGGAGAUGAAGGAUCGUCUAGCUUCAGAGAGAAUGGUAAAGCUGCAAGAUGAGAAUCAGGUGCUUUUGGAGCGUGUUCGUAGCUUGGAAAGUAGCCUCACUAAAAAAAUGAUGUCAGCUGAUCUAAAAAUUGUCCAGACAGUCAAAGACAAUGAUAAACUUCGUCAAAGGCUGCACAGAAUAUAUGCUGCCCUCGACAAAGAGAAAAUCCGACAAUCAAAUCUCGAACAAAUCAUCUCCUCACUGAAACAACAAUCGCGCGAUUUAACUCUUUUACAAGAAUCUCUCGCAGACAUGAAGUCCAGUGUGCUUCAAUUGGAAUCAUCGAGUGUGCUCCAAUCGGAAUCAUCCCAGCCGUCUAACGAGUUACUACGUAAUCACUCGCCACCUGCUCUCAACGAUAGCGGAAAUGGACGGAGUAUAAAGUUCGUACGAACAGUUUGCACUAGUUCUGGUGGUGGAUCUACCGUCCGUACUGAUAGCCCUGUUGCCAUGGGAACCCGAGGGGACCAAUUGAGAGAGAGGAACGAGGAGUUAAAUCAAGCACUUCAGAAGCAGCAAGAGGUUGUACUAUCACUAGAGUCUCAGCUAGUCACCAUGGGAACAGGGCUAGCGACUCUACUAGAGCACCUGGAGCUCUCGGUAGCAGCCGGUAGUGCUAUGUGUGACACCGUGGCAGGGUUGAGAGAGUGGGAAAUGAGACCAGACCAACUGAAGGUGGUCAGAGUGUUGGAGCAUAAGCUAGAGUCACUACAAGACCAGGUUAUUGAUCGUGAGUCUGCUCUACAAGACAUUGAGGUUCAGAUGAAGAAAGACUACUGCGCUCAAGACAAGAAGUUCACUUCCCUCAAGUCUCAGCUCAUCCAGCUACUAGAGGAGCUGUCUCACAAGGACAACUUCCUACGCACUAAGGACCAGUACAUAUCCCAGCUGGAGGAGAAGCACGUGGCGUGUGAGAGUCAGCUGUACCAGACACACAAGGAACUGGAGCGCUCCAAGAGAGACCACCUCCCACACAGCCUAGUGGGGGGGCAGCACAACAUGGCUGAAUAUGUUCAAGUACAAGGUGAAGAGAUCAGUGAACUACAGAAGAUGGUUGGGGACUACAGCUUUGAGAUUGGCCAACUACAGUCACGACUAGACUCCGCCCACAGGGAGAAACUCAUGCAUCACUCCAAAACACUAGAACUGGAACGGAUGCACUUGCAAAUGAAGGAAUCAGUUGCCGCGGAAGUUGACUAUCUGAGAAAACUGAACCUUCAAUUUGUAGAACAGCAAAUGAAAACUGAGAAAGCUACGGAGAUCUUGAAGGAGGUGAAGCAAGCUCAAGACACGUUCAGACAGCAACGAGACGUUGUACAACUAGAGUCCGAGCUUGAUUCCAGCAAGUUAGCUCUUCACGAGCAAUCACGUAAGAUCUCCGAGCUAGAGGCACGAUUAGCCAAUCAGAACAUCACAAUCAAACUGCUUCAAGCCGAGAAGGACCAUGCGUUUCUGCAGAGUCAGCACGUCAAGGAGCAGAUUGGUGCUGGGCGUGGCUUCCACCGCCCACACAGUGCAGACAACAGGAGCUCCCAGAGGCCAAUCUAUUACCGCCUGAGUGGGCAGGAGAGCAACAAGGCGCCACUCACUGCACUCUCCAGGAGCAAGCAACAUCACACUCCAGCAGGGGAAUUCUCAAUCCCCUUCCCCAUUGGGCAAGGUUUCGUGAACCUUGAUGAACAGGCUGAACCACGUCAAUCACACUUUCAAUUGGGGCCAACCGUUGUCACUGACGACGAGGGCUAUCCCCAUGGCGACCCUGACGUCACCAAGCCAAAGCUCCGUCCAAUCAAAUUACGGCAUAGACGCACUGCUAGUACCGGGAGUGAUGUCAUUCCUCCAGUUAAAGAAAUUACCGGAAAUAUUGAAGCAAAUGCAAUCCAUCCAUCUUCGUCGCUAGGGAAAGUAAAGGGGACAGAGCAGUGGUUUCCACGGCGACCCGGAAGUGCUGGCAGUACUAGGCAACCAGUGGAGAGCACUUUACUCGACGAUAGGAACGAAGGGGUUAAAAUAAACCAGCACUCACCCGUACGUGGGCGUACCACAUCAGUGGGUGGAGUCCCGUUAGGUCAGUCCACUCUUAUCAAGCAGAAGUUUCCCGAAAUCUCUCAUCAAAAGUUGGCCAAUAAAUCGACUGACUCCAGCGAAACUACUACGAGCAGUGAGGACAAAUCUAGCCAAUCAGAUGGCUCCGCGGUUACUAGGAAACUGCCGUCCCUAGAGGGGUGUGGUCAGGGUGGCGGGCAAGUUGUGGAUGCCUCAGCCAUUGAGAUAAAACACACUCCAGCGCAGGACUUAUUUCGUAAUGAGAGUUGCUCGAGUACCUCCUCCAUAUAUCGCUCCCUCCUUCCCUCGAGGACUCCAUCAUUCUACGACGGCAGUGAGAGCUCUCCCUACGAUAGUGUAGCUAUUGCCGACUCAGUGGAGAACUUGCAGAACCUGUCGUUUGGAAACUAUCCUUUUCACGCUAUACACGUCCCCAAGUACGAGCCCACCUCCUCCAGUGACGAUGAAUAUCAUCCCGCCCACCCAACGAAGCGUAAGAAGUCCGCUGGAUUGGCCAGUGAUGGAUCACAUGACAACAAUAGGCACAAGAAUGUGUCCGACAACAGUAACUCAUCGUGUGAUUCGGACCAGCUACAACAGCAGCGUGGCUACCAUGGCAACGAGGUUGUUCGUACAGAGAGCAUAAGCAUCAGUGAGAUGGAGGGAGGUUGCUCCACUGAUGCAGAGCAGAUUGAGAAAAAGAUAGCUGAACUACGUAAGAACUUUGGGCGGAAGAGAUUUUCCUCCACUGGGAGUGUCAAGAUCACCUACUCCGAGUCAUCCAACACUUCAAUGGAGGACAUCAGUCGCCACUGACACUGACACUCCUCACCACAAGCAGCCAUUUUGUAUAUAACUGAGCAUGCUCAGAACACGUACUUUAUAACAAUGAACAUUAAUUGCCAGCACCCAGUUACCAAUGUUAUUUUUAUGUCCCUCCCAUACAUAAUAAAUACUAUUAUACACGUACAUUUUUAUCCAACUUGAAUUUUGAAUUUCGAAUUUCAAACAAUUGCAAUAAUUUUGAUAUGAAAACACGUACACCAAUUAA
Halichondria panicea is the source of this 6208-nucleotide messenger RNA. Its product is annotated as putative leucine-rich repeat-containing protein DDB_G0290503. The record is from RefSeq and is a predicted model, not a curated record. The transcript has 26 exons. Bases 118 to 5973 code for a protein of 1951 amino acids. Gene Ontology annotation, cellular component: cytoplasm; myosin II complex; myosin filament. Gene Ontology annotation, molecular function: actin filament binding; microfilament motor activity. NCBI's taxonomy places the organism in Eukaryota, Metazoa, Porifera, Demospongiae, Suberitida, Halichondriidae.